Molecule: messenger RNA, 652 nt
Organism: Diceros bicornis minor
Lineage: Eukaryota; Metazoa; Chordata; Mammalia; Perissodactyla; Rhinocerotidae
Product: tubulin beta-4B chain-like
Exons: 2
Coding region: 66-371 (101 amino acids)
Biological process (GO): microtubule cytoskeleton organization; mitotic cell cycle; neuron migration
Cellular component (GO): cytoplasm; microtubule
Molecular function (GO): GTPase activity; structural constituent of cytoskeleton; GTP binding
Source: RefSeq, a predicted model, not a curated record
UGCAGCUAUUGGGUUAGUCCAAGACUCCUUAACUGUCUGACCACAGUGACUGCUGUUCUGAAGACAUGAGAGGAAGAAAAGGGCCCUCCUUCCUGACAUUUAGAGUGCCAGGACAUUAUGUGAUUCUUUCUUUUCAUUUCCAGUUUUGGGAGGUCAUCAGUGAUGAGCACGGGAUCGACCCCACUGGCAGUUACCAUGGAGACAGUGACUUGCAGCUGGAGAGAAUCAACGUGUACUACAAUGAAGCCGCUGGUAACAAAUACGUACCUCGGGCCAUCCUGGUGGAUCUGGAGCCGGGCACCAUGGACUCAGUCAGGUCUGGACCAUUCGGCCAGAUCUUCAGGCCAGACAACUUUGUGUUCGGUAUGUAGUCACGAUCAGUGGGAACUGGCUCAAUGAGUCUCCUUCCUCCUGAACACUGUGGAAAUCACAGUUCUGAGUGCUGAAUGCCGAGGUAGAGACUGUGUGUCCGCAGACAGCCCCGAGGCCUGGCCUCAUUCCACCCAGUUCACGGGCGGUCACUUCUCUGGUCACUCUCUGGACAGCUCAAAGAACAGUGUCAGCCUGCAGAGAGCUGCCGUAGCCCUCCCGCUGCAGAGCAGCCUCUGAAGGGCAAAGAAUGAAGAGCAAUGACAAGGCUUCAAACAGGCGU